CACAGAUGGGCAUGUGGGAAAAGGAUUACAGUGACUUAUUGCUUUCUUUCACAUCUCAUCUUUUUUGUUUCUUUUACCCCAUGGUGUGCAGCAUGUCCGGGAUUGGAAGGAUUAAGUGGGGGAAUGUUGUGACUCAUGACUUGAAUCUCUUUAUUUUACCGAUUUUCCUAGUUUUAGUAAAAGAUUCAUCCACAUCUUUCAGCUCUGUCCAGCCAUUCUCCAGGCAUGCCGAGGGAUGUCAUUCCUGGGUCCCAGAAGGGGGAACCAGAUGGUUCAGUACCCUGCCAAAGCACCAGUCCUGGGGAGGUCGUGGAUUUGGAGUGUCCCAUCUGCUACCAGGAGUACAACCAGUACAACAAAACGCCCCGGAUGUUGGAGUGCCUCCACGUUUUCUGUACAGAUUGCCUGCAGAGGAUCCGUCUCAACCCCUGUGACCCCACUGACCCCCACAGUGGCCCACAAGCCAUCCCCUGUCCCCUCUGCCGCCAUUUAACCCCUCUACAUAGCGGUAGUGCCUGUGCUUUACCCUGCAACUCCCAAAUCAUGUCCAGGCUGCCCCACAUGGCCUUCCAGACGCCUGCGACAGUUGCCACACAUGUGGCGACAGUCACGCAGAGGGUGGUGCUCUCUCUGGAGGGUGGCACCAGCAGCAGCAGGGACAGCCGCUUCAUCAUCCUGCCCACCGUCAGCCUGCAGGUGCAACAGAUGCACCCGGACAGGCCGUAUGGCACAGUUCCUGGCCUGGUGGGCGAAGAGGGAGUCAUACAGCAGAGCAGGAGGACCCUGCUGUGUGUGCAGCUGCUGGCAGUCAUCUUCUGGGUGCUGUUUGUGAUCACCUGUGUGGUUGGUGUGGUGUUUGGACCACAUAUUUUCAACAGGAAAUUUUAAUUGGUGCAGAUUUGGUAGCAGAUAUUCUUGCUAUCAAAGUGACAUAAAAACAAUAUGUGAGUAGUUUCUGUUAAGGCUGCAACAAACUGAAAUUACUGUAAAAUCUACUUAAAUACCUCAGACUGGAUUCCUUGCUGCUUUUGCUGCUUUUUUACAUGGAUGAAGAGCUCCCUCUAGUGUCAUUUGAGAAGAAUGAAGUCUACACGUGUUAUUUGGCAUAGUCUGCCACUUUAUUAGGUACACUUUGCAAGGUGACAGAAACAUUUCUUAGAAAUUUUGAUCUAAAUUGACAUAAUAUCAUCAAAUAGCUGCUGCAGAUGUGCCUGCUGCACAUCCAUGGCGUGAAUCUCCUGCUCCACCACAUCCUAUAGGUGCUUUACUGGACAGAGAUCUGAUGAGAACAUUGUAGAACAGAUAACUAAUGUUCAUGUUCAAGAAACCAGUUUGUAAUGAUUUGAGCUAUGUGACAUGGUACAUUAUUGUGCUGGAAGUCAUUAGAGGAUGGGUACACUGCGUUCAUACAGGGAUGGACAGCAACAAUAAUGAAGUAAGCUAUGGCAUUUAAAAGAUACUAAAGAGCUAGUGUGCCAAGAAAACUACCUCCACACCCUUAUACCACCAUCAACAGCAGCCUGAACUAUUGAAACAAGGCCUGAUGGAUCCAUGCUUUCAUGUGGUUUACUCCAGACUCGGACCCUACCAACUGAAUCCUGCAGCUGAAACUGAGACUCAUCUGACCAAUGUUUUUCCAAACUGUCUUUUUCCAACUUUAGCUUCUAUUUUCCACUCACUGGAUAUUUUCUCUUUUUCAGACCAUUCCCUGUAAAGCUGAGAAAUGGUUAUGCAUGACAAUCCCAGUAAAUCAACAGUUUCUGAAAUACUUAGACCACCUUGCCCAGCACCAAAAACAAUGCCGCAUUUAAAAUUGCUUAAAUCCCCUUUCUUCAUCAAUAUGAUGCACUGUUUGAAAUUCUACACCACAACUACGUGUAUAAGUGCAUUGAUUUCCUGAUAUGAGAUUUGCUGAUUUGCUAUCGGUGUUGACAAGCAAUUAAACAGAUGUACCAUUUUAAAAUGGCCGGUUAGUGAAGCUCCCUGUUUAACUUCAUAUGACGUUUGAUAAUGUUAUUGUUCUGCCAACGAUUCUUGCCUCACUGAACAUACACAAAUUCUUACAAAGUAUCUUGAUUUAACAUGUUUUAAAGAAAGAUAAAAGGUAGUAUUUUAAAACUGUUUCAUCAUUAUUAUUAUUAUUGUUAAUAAUAUUGCAACAACGUUAAUCUUGUCUGGGCCCCAUUUUUGAUUUUGUAACAACAAUGUUAUGAAUAUGAACAGUAGUUUACAUUAGGCUGUACAGAUUGUGAUUUCUUCCUUUUUUCUGUAUUGUGUGCAUGUGUUUUGUUUUUUGAGAGAGGCACAUUUAGCAAAAAUCAUUUAAAACCGAUAAAAUAAAAUAAAAUAAUCAGCAUUUGAAUUUCUGAGGAAUUUUAAAUGAUUAGAAAACUGAAAUAGACAUGUAAAAAGAAAUGCUUUUCUGUAAUUUGUUGUGUGGCUGUUUGCCAGCUGAGCCCUUGUUUGUUAUUUUCUGGUAAAAUUCAACAUUCAUAAAAAUAAAUAAACUGGGCUCAUCAUUGUUCCUCAAAUAAACUGGUUAAACUUCA
Molecule: messenger RNA, 2549 nt
Organism: Girardinichthys multiradiatus
Lineage: Eukaryota; Metazoa; Chordata; Actinopteri; Cyprinodontiformes; Goodeidae
Product: RING finger domain-containing protein
Exons: 2
Coding region: 226-888 (220 amino acids)
Biological process (GO): protein ubiquitination
Molecular function (GO): ubiquitin protein ligase activity
Source: RefSeq, a predicted model, not a curated record